CCUGUCAUCUCUGCGAAGAAUCCGAAAAAUCGCAAAACGAUCCUGUGGCGAGUGUUCCGAGGAGAAGCCAAAUUACGCUCGAAAAAACUUUCUAUCGACUUAGUUUUUCGCGAAGAUAUUUCCCGAAAUGGCAUCGCUCAUUCUGAGAAACGCCUGCCGACGCACUUUGCUGCAAAGCCAAAACACUGCUGGGCCACUUUUUGCCGUACGUACCGUGGUGCUGAAACCGGUGCAGGCGGACAACCGUCCCGGAGAGUCGCACGAUGAUCGCAAUGCUCGGCUUCAGCGACCCCAGUCUCCCCAUUUGUCCAUCUACGCUCCGCAGCUCACCAGUAUGCUGUCGAUCACGCAUCGCAUGACCGGUAUGGCUUUGGCCGGGUACGCCACCAUGAUGGGACUGGGAGCGCUGGCUUUGCCGCACGAUGCCACCCAUUAUCUGACCAUGCUGGAAGGACUGAGCGCUCCCACGCUGAUGGCACUUAAAUUCACCUUGGCCUAUCCAUUCGCUUUCCACUCCGUCAACGGAGUACGUCAUCUGUUCUGGGAUAUGGGAAAGUUCCUGACCAUCAAGGAGGUCUACACCACCGGAUACACUAUGCUGGCAGUUUCCGGUGUGGUAGCCGCGGCCCUAACCUUCAUGUAAGCGGAGGUAACCAGUGACUAGCAACUAUUCGGGUGAGAUAGGCUACCCUCUCAGGGCUUGCAUUGAUCGUGCUUUUAAAGCUAGUUAUCUCACGAACAUUGUCUAAAAGAUUAUUUAUUUGGAAUUCAUAAGUCGGUAUUAAAUGUAAUUCAUAAAA
Messenger RNA from Ochlerotatus camptorhynchus, 800 nucleotides. It is a transcript of the gene SdhC, whose product is annotated as Succinate dehydrogenase, subunit C. The transcript has 2 exons. Gene Ontology annotation, biological process: tricarboxylic acid cycle; mitochondrial electron transport, succinate to ubiquinone. Bases 128 to 643 code for a protein of 171 amino acids. The record is from RefSeq and is a predicted model, not a curated record. Lineage: Eukaryota; Metazoa; Arthropoda; Insecta; Diptera; Culicidae. Gene Ontology annotation, cellular component: membrane. Gene Ontology annotation, molecular function: oxidoreductase activity, acting on the CH-CH group of donors; electron transfer activity.